CUCGGUUAUCACGAGCCAUCAUCAUCCCCAAAACCAAAUCCUAAUCCAAAGGCAAUGGCCCCAAAAUCCCCCGCCAUUGGCCCCCUCCUCCUCCUCCUCCUCCUCCUCCUCGUUGCCUCGAUCUCAACACUAACCCUCGUCUCCGGCUCCGACGACGACUCCCUGGCCUUCAUCAAAAAGAGCUGCGAUUCAACCCUUUACCCCGAUCUCUGCUUCUCCUCCCUCUCUCGUUACGCCGCCUCCGUCCACUCCGACCCCAUCCGCCUCGCCUGGCUCGCCACCAACGUCACUAUCGGCCGCUUGCGCUACAUCUCUUCCCACAUCUCCUCCGUCCGGCGCACGGCUGUGGUCGGAGAGGGCGGUCGGGAGGCGGCGGCCCUGAAAGACUGCGCCGAGACCAUGGGCGACGCCGUUGAUCUCGCACGGAGCUCGGCGUCGGAGAUCGGGAAGCUGACGGCGCCGUCGACUGUGGGAACGGAGAUUGCCUGGCGCGUGUCGAACGCACAGACGUGGAUGAGCGCCGUGAUGACGAAUGAGGACACGUGUACGGAUGGAUUUGCGGCUGUGCCUGGGCAGUUGAAGACCGACAUAUGUGGGCGGAUCCGGUGGGCCCACAAGUUUACCAGUAAUGCCCUUGCUCUUUUGAAUAAGCUCGUUUCUAACCGUUGAUUUCAGCUUCUUCGCCUCGUCGCUUUACAGCCGUUGGAUUGUACAUUUAUUAGUUAUAAUUAUCGUCUUUUGAUAAUUACUUAUAUAAAGUAAUUGUUGCUUGAGAGUUUGCCAGUCUCA
Molecule: messenger RNA, 789 nt
Organism: Dioscorea cayenensis subsp. rotundata (Guinea yam)
Lineage: Eukaryota; Viridiplantae; Streptophyta; Magnoliopsida; Dioscoreales; Dioscoreaceae
Product: pectinesterase inhibitor 7-like
Exons: 1
Coding region: 55-669 (204 amino acids)
Biological process (GO): negative regulation of catalytic activity
Molecular function (GO): enzyme inhibitor activity
Source: RefSeq, a predicted model, not a curated record